AUGGGUUGCGCCGCCUCCAAGCUCGACGAAACGCCGGCGGUGGCUCUGUGCCGCGACCGCCGCGCUUUCCUCGACGAGGCCAUACGACACCGUUUUGCCUUCGCCGAGGCCCACGCCGCAUAUCUCGAAUCCCUCAGAGCCAUUGGCCUCUCUCUGGACCAGUUCUUCGACCUAGACUCCAACCCCGCCGCCGCCCGCGGACCGGCCUCUCCGGUUCUCAACCUCCCGCCUCGGGGGACGGGGAAGAAGCCGCCCGGUUCGCCCCCAGUCGAAACCCAUCACCAUCUCCACUCUCGCUCCGACUCCGGUUCGGACCUGGUUUUCGAUGAUUCCGACUCGGACGGCGAUGGGUUCCACCCUCCCGACGAGCCUGUCCGGCGGUUUACGAAUGUGAGAUACAUGAAAAACCAAACGACGCCGUCUGUGCUGCGCAAUCACCGGCCGGCAAUCCCAGAAACUAUACUGGUUCGUCAAUCCUCUGCUUAUGCUGAUAAUCCCAAUUAUAAUUUGCAAGAAAACGGUCAUGGAAGCUAUUCGUCGGCCAUGGCUGUAUCUUCGAGUUCGAAAGAUCCGCCACCUCCGCCGUCCCCACCGAGAAGCUCGGCUUGGGAUUUUCUGAACCCUUUUGGGACCUUUGAGGAUGAUUACUCUGGUGAUAAGCUGGGCCCUGAUAGCUCGAGGGCGGCCGGGGAAGAAGAAGGUAUACCAGACUUGGAGGAUGAGAAUGGUGAGGUCGUGAAGGAAGUUCACAGUGGCCGGAGUUCGGUGGGUGGUGAAAAAGGCGGUUACUUUAAUGAAGGCCAAGUGGGGAACGGUGAGGAUUUUGAGAAUGUGGGUUUUAAGAGUGAGACUGAUGGUCAGGAUGAGUUGAAAGUCAAGGAUCGUAGUGACUUCAAAGGCGAUUUGGAAGUCUUGAAAGAGAUACGAGUCGAAUUUGACCGUGCUUCAGAAUGUGGUCGUGAGCUAGCUAAGUUUCUUGAGGUUGGGAAGCUUCAGUAUAAGUGGAAACAUAAAGUUCCAUUCAAGAUGUUGAAUUCAUUAUGGAAUUUGAUGCCUAAAACUAAAAGGUCCGGUGAUGGUGAUCCUACUUUGUUAGGCGUUGUUCAUGAUGAUUAUCUAAAGUCGAAAAACCUUUCUUCGACAUUGCACAAGCUGUAUCUAUGGGAGACAAAACUGUACAUAGAGGUUAAGGCCGAAGAGAAAAUGAGAGUCCUCCACGAACGUAAAUCGAGAAAAAUGAACUGUAUAGAUCACUAUGGUGCCGAGUCUCACAAAAUCGAGGCAGCAAAAGCUCUGCUCAGAAGUCUCUCCACAAAUAUCAAAAUGGCAAUUCAAGUAGUUGAUAAAAUCUCGGUUAAGAUAAAUACAUUGAGGGACGAGGAAUUAUGGCCUCAGCUUAACAAUCUAUUUCAAGGGUUGACCAAGAUGUGGAAGUCAAUGCUCGAGUGCCACCGUAAGCAGUGUCGAGCAAUUGGGGAAGCCAAACAAUUAGACAGUACCAUUGCACUCUGCAAGAACUCGAGUGAACUAGAACAUAACCUAGUUUGUUGGACACUCGAGUUUUCCCGUUGGGUAGAGGCGCAAAAGGGUGUAGCCCGAUCAUUGAACAGCUGGCUCACAAAAUGUCUUCUUUAUGGUCCCGACCAAAUCCCGGACGCCCCUCGAGUCUUUAUUAUUUCUCAUCAUUGGUCAAAAAUGCUCGACCGAAUUUCGGAGAAGGAAGCACUCGACUCCAUGUGUGGGAAAAUUAAGAUACUCAAAAAGGAAGAUCAGGAAAUACAGAAAGAGAUGAUAAAGUCGUUGAGUUUGCAGAAUGUACUCGAGUCAAUGGAGGAUUUUAGUGGAAGCUCAUUAAGAGUUUAUGAGGAGCUGUUGGAACGGAUGAAUGUGCUCGAGUUUGCAUCAUGA
This is a messenger RNA of Striga hermonthica, 1908 nucleotides long. NCBI's taxonomy places the organism in Eukaryota, Viridiplantae, Streptophyta, Magnoliopsida, Lamiales, Orobanchaceae. The record is from the annotation of a GenBank genome assembly.